AUGACACCGAGACUUCCAGCUGAGGGUGACCGGCGAGCAUGCUCGCGAACAUGUUGGUCGUCACCACCACAGACGGCCGAGCAUGUUGGGCUCGGCGCUCGGCCCGCCUGUUCCGACGAGCCGAGCGCCGAGCCCAACAUGCUCGCCGGUUGGAAUGCUCGUCGACCCCACACACGGGCGAGCAUGUUCGCCGCCAACACCGUCACGAGCAUGCUCGCGAACAUGCUUCCACUCUCCCAGUUUCUAGCCAGUGGUAGGAGCUACGAGAAUCUGAAGUUUAGUUGUGCAAUAUCUCCGCAAGCACUAGGAAAAAUCAUACCAGAAACUUGUGCAGCUAUUUUUGAUGUUCUAAAGGAAGAUUUCUUAAAGUUUCCUUGCAAUGAAUCGGACUGGAUGAACAUAGCUGUGGACUUCAAAAAGUACUGGCAAGUUGAAAACUGUGUCGGCGCUAUAGACGGAAAACACAUAGCGAUUCGUCAACCUCCGAAAAGUGGGUCAUACUACUACAACUACAAAGGGUUCCACAGCAUU
This is a messenger RNA of Homalodisca vitripennis (glassy-winged sharpshooter), 531 nucleotides long. RefSeq names its product putative nuclease HARBI1. The annotation marks the transcript as partial. The transcript is spliced from 3 exons. The record is from RefSeq and is a predicted model, not a curated record. NCBI's taxonomy places the organism in Eukaryota, Metazoa, Arthropoda, Insecta, Hemiptera, Cicadellidae.